AGGGGUUUGAACCAAACAUUGCUUUCCCGCGUAUUCACACGCGAACUAGAAAGUUGUUUGAGAAUGAUCGUUCAAGAGCUCGGAUUGGUGGCUAUGCGUCAUGGACAGACUGUUCGAGCAAGAGUUCUUCUCCACCAUUCGCAAAAAAUAGAGACUCCAACACUGCGUACAAGCAACAGGACUUAGCACGCUCCGAGUCACACAAGCCAUCUGACCCGGCAAUGCCCCAGACCCUGGACAAGGAUCACCCCAUAAACGAUGGGGAUCAGAAAGAGACGCCCAAACGAAGCAGAGCGUAUCCCCGGUGGAAAGUUUGCCGAGACGUGCAAGGCUGCAUUCGAGCCCCGAAUGCCCAAAGUCUUGAAGUCGGACUGGACGUGAAGUCGAGUCUCAGACCGAGCUGUGGCGAGAAGCAGCAUCGGAGGAGUUGAGUGGAUGAUUGGUUCGCGAGCUUCCUCGAUGGUGUCAUAACUUCGAGAACACAGCGACUUUGCUUAACGAUAUCUGUGACACUUUAAGCAGAUGAGUUUGCAUAGCGGAACUCUAUUCGACUCGAAGAUGUUAUGUUUCUAUGUGACAUGCAUCCAUCACAAAACUAGUGAACAGUUUUGCGUACUUGCAUGUUAAGCGAUGAAGAGCAAAAGAUUCGGAGGGGAAUAGUGGGCAGGGUAGUGUUGUGAUCAAUGCAAUAGGACAUGAUACCCUACGUGGGGCAGCC
Molecule: messenger RNA, 718 nt
Organism: Neurospora tetrasperma FGSC 2508
Lineage: Eukaryota; Fungi; Ascomycota; Sordariomycetes; Sordariales; Sordariaceae
Exons: 1
Coding region: 222-431 (69 amino acids)
Source: RefSeq, a predicted model, not a curated record